This is a messenger RNA of Lolium perenne, 546 nucleotides long. The record is from RefSeq and is a predicted model, not a curated record. Lineage: Eukaryota; Viridiplantae; Streptophyta; Magnoliopsida; Poales; Poaceae.
AUGGCCAGCACCGCGCCACCCCAGCGCCAUGACGGAGACGCCGCCAACGCUAACAGCGGCCGCGGCCCGCAUGGCCCGACAUGCCCAGAUCGGGGCCCGCCCAUCGCCGCAGCCUCCAGAAGCAGCACCGCCGCCAUGGCCUCCGGCAGGCUCCUCCGCCCACGCGGCGAUCCCAGUCGCCGCACUUGCCCACCACCACUCAGCAGAAACCUUUCGCAGCAGCCAGGAGCGCCACGUCACGGCCGCCGCCGCUACCCGGGGACACCACCGCGGCAAUCCGCCGCACCUGCCCCGGACCUAGGCAGCACCACCGCGCGCUGCCGAAGAGGCCCAGCAGCACCUCGCAAAGCGAGGCCGACCGCCGACGCGCCCCGGACGCAGCGCUGCCGACGCGCCGCACAGCCCACCGCGCCGCCCAUCGCGGCCCUGAUCGGGCUCAGAUACCCGCUCCGCCCGCCGGCACCAUCAGCAGCGCCACGACCCCGCACGACCACCACGCGCCUUCCGCAGCCAGCCGUGCCCACCGCCGCCGUCGCGCCCGAGUGA